This is a messenger RNA of Prorocentrum cordatum, 323 nucleotides long. The record is from the annotation of a GenBank genome assembly. NCBI's taxonomy places the organism in Eukaryota, Dinophyceae, Prorocentrales, Prorocentraceae.
CUGGGGGCGCCUCGUCGGGAGGCCCGCCGCCCGCGUCGGGCGCGGGCGACGCGGCGAGGGCCAGGAGCGCCCGCAGCGAGUCGGCGGAGCGGCGCGCGAAGCGCCAGCGCCUCUCGCUCGCGGCGUCCGCCGCCGCCGGCGGUGCGCCGACGGGGCAGGCGGCCGCGGCAUCGGAAAUCUUCGGGAGCCCCCCGCGCGAGGGCAGCUCCUCGUCCGGAGGGCGCCUCUUCCUGGGCGCGCAGACGGCCACCGUGGAGUGGCGGAUAGAGGACGGGGGCGGAGGGGGCCGAGGCGCCGAGGGGCUCGGGAGCCUCGAUCUGGAC